Ipomoea nil (Japanese morning glory) is the source of this 1827-nucleotide messenger RNA. Its product is annotated as tRNA threonylcarbamoyladenosine dehydratase. Gene Ontology annotation, biological process: cyclic threonylcarbamoyladenosine biosynthetic process. Gene Ontology annotation, cellular component: plastid. The transcript is spliced from 11 exons. Lineage: Eukaryota; Viridiplantae; Streptophyta; Magnoliopsida; Solanales; Convolvulaceae. Bases 204 to 1574 code for a protein of 456 amino acids. The record is from RefSeq and is a predicted model, not a curated record. Gene Ontology annotation, molecular function: tRNA threonylcarbamoyladenosine dehydratase activity; ubiquitin-like modifier activating enzyme activity.
AAUUGUGAAAACUUUAUGGAAAAUAUAAUACUCAGAAUAUUGAUUUCAUUAUUUGGUAUUAUCAAUGCUGUUUAUUUUGGGCGAGAAGCCCAAUUAAGCCCAUUUGUAAAGUUGCUUCCUAUUCGGGUUUAGGCCCAUGUUCAUACAAGGGGUUUAAACCAAAACCUCCGGGACGGCGAUUACCCGAUUAAACGGAAAGUGAGAUGGAAGACAAAGUGAAGUUACUAGCUUUGAUCGGAGCUGGAGCUCUGCUCGGCUCUGCCGCUACUAUUUCUCUCUUCAAGCUCCUCCCCAGGGCGGUUAAGCAUGAGGUUAUCAAAGAGGCAGUUAAAGCAAAUGGUCCUACUUUUUUCCGGGGAGAUAAUCCUACAAUGAUCAAUCCCGAUCUGCUAAGCGAUGAAGUAGUUUGUGAGCAAUUAACCAGGAAUAUUCAAUUCUUUGGCCUCGAUGCCCAACAAAAAGUGACUGCAUCAUAUGUUGUGGUAAUUGGUCUUGGAGGAGUUGGGAGUCAUGCUGCUAAUAUGCUUUUGAGGUCUGGGGUUGGCAGGUUACUACUUGUAGAUUUUGACCAGGUGACAGUUUCAUCACUGAAUAGACAUGCUGUCGCAACAAGAGAGGAUGUUGGUACCCCAAAAGCCUUGUGCCUUAAGAAGCAUUUCCAAUCAAUAUUUCCGGAGUGUCAUGUAGAUGCAAAAGUUCUGUUAUAUGAUUCAUCCUCUGAAGAGGAGAUUCUUUCUGGCAAUCCUGAUUUUGUCUUGGACUGUAUUGAUAACAUUGACACAAAGGUGUCACUUCUUGCUGCAUGUGUACGUAGGGGUUUGAAAGUGCUGUCUGCAACCGGAGCCGGGGCACGGGCAGAUCCCACCAGAAUACGUGUGGCUGACUUAAGAGAGUCAACUAAUGAUCCACUAUCUCGAGCUGUAAGACACCGCUUGAGGAAAGACCAUGGAAUUGAUGGUGGCAUUCCGGUAGUUUUUUCUUUAGAAAAGCCUAAAGCAAAGCUUCUUCCAUUUAAAGGACCGAGUGGAGAAGAAGAAAAUCCUUCGGAUUACCAGAUAGUGCCAGGUUUUAGGGUUCGGAUCAUUCCAGUUCUAGGAACAAUACCUGCGAUUUUUGGGCAAGUCAUGGCUUCAUACGUUGCGACACAACUUGCCGGGCUGCAAGUUCAGAUGGAGCCCGUGGUCAAUUUUGACAUGGAUCAUUACCAUAUAUUGCACCACCGUCUCAUAGAGCAUGAAGAGUUGGUUUACGGAACAGCCAUGCAAGUGGAGGUAGAUGCUGAAGAAGUUAUGUAUGUUGCUAAAGAGUUGUGGCAUGGGAGAAGCGCAAGGGACGAAUCUGUCAAAGAGGUUGGGCGUGCAAUGUGGCGCUCGGUAAACGAAUUGAUGCUUGUGAGAUGGGACAGGACAAAGCCAGCGACCGUGUCCAACUUGAUCCUUCUAAGAUUUAAAGAGGCUGAAGAACACGAGUCCAAGUCUCUGGAAGAUAUAAAGGAGAGCGAGCCGGAAUUCUUCGACAGGGUGACGUCUGUGCUAAAGCGAGCUGAACAGGACUUCGGGUUGUCCAGUACUUGAUGCCAGACACUAAUAAACUUCUCGAGAGUUCUUGCGUGCUAUAUGUUCGUUCUGAGAGCAACCGGGACACGAUCAUAAUCCAAGUUUACGCUAUGGUAGCUCUUACAGUUCGAUCUGGCUUAUGUUGUAAUGGUCAUGAAAACAUAGAAACCUUAAGAAAGUGAUGAAAUUGUAAUCUUAUUUUUGAAUCUGUAUUAGGUAAACGGUCCAUUUAAUCAUUUCCCAUCUUCAAUGAAUAUUACUUGUAGAUGUA